AUGUCGACAGAAGUCAACUCGUCAACAAAAUUUGAUGAGAGAAGUCGUCGACAAAAGUCAUGUGAUAAGAGGUGGAUAUUAUCACGACUAAGAGCGGGACCACUCUCACUUAGAAUUCCGCCUCCAGAGGAAAUAAAAGAAUGCAUUGCAACUCCGGCUCCUGUCAGUAUUUCAGUAACAGUUGAUCAGCAAUAUGUCGAUAAAAUAUCAGAUGAUCUUCAAAUCCUUUGGAAAGUGGAAUCUAACACGGAAUACUUUGAUAAAAAUAAAGUUCAACUAACUUUGAAAAAUACAGGCCUUCAGAUAUUAGAAGGCAAAAACUGGGAAUUAUACUUCGAUACUCCGAUGAUGGUAGAGCCAGACUUUUUGCCCGAUACUCAAGCAAAUUUGGGAGAUCAAGGUGUAAAAAUACGACAUUCGAAAGGCACCCACUACAUAAUUUCACCCACAGAUAAGUUCAUCGACUUGAUGCCCGGGACAGAGAGGAAAAUACAGUUACAUCUAUCAUUUUGGACAAUUUCUCGAACAGACUCGUUCCCUAAUUGGUAUUUAAAAUUCUACGGAUUUGAUCCUCGAGUUAUCAAUAAUACCGCUGUGGAAAGCUUAGAUUACGUGUCUCAAUUGCAUACACCGAAGCAAUGGAAGCGAGCAACAACCGACAAAUUAAACCCCUUUACAGCCCAAGAAAGAUAUCGAAGGUACUUUAAUGAAUAUAGAACCAACAAUAAGGAUACAAAAAUAUCGAUCAUUCCCAAACCAGUCUUUAUCAGAGUAAUACUUGGUGGUGGUGAUGUAACUGUAGAUAGUGCUUGGUUGAUAGAAUACACACCAAACCUGUUAUCUGAAGCUACCUAUCUAAAAGAUGAGGCUGGCAUAAACUUAACUAAUGCACAGCCGACGGAAAAGGUGAUAAGGCUCAUAGUCGGAGGCGUUGUACAUCCCAACACGAAUGAAAAUCUUGAGAAUGGGGAAGCAUAUAAAUUGGAAGUGAAUGCAGCAACAAAAGAAAUUGAAAUCACUGGAAAAACAAAAACUGGGGUUUUUAAUGGUAUUCAGUCUUUUCUUUCAUUGUACUCUAUGGGAGGUGUAAUAUCAACCCUUACAAUAGUUGACCAACCAAGAUUUCAAUAUCGAGGCAUGCAUAUUGAUGUCGGACGUAAUUUUCACUCCAAAUCUUCUAUAUUAAAAUUACUGGAUGCUAUGGCGAUGGUGAAACUGAACAAACUCCACUUUCAUCUGUCUGAUGAUGAGGGUUGGCGACUUGAAAUUCCAGGUUUACCGGAACUAACAGAGCUGGGGUCCGGUCCUUACACUCCCAAUUCCGGUUCAGGAUACUACUCUGUAGCUGAUUAUCAAGAAAUCCUUCGCUACGCAUCUACAAGACACAUACAAGUUAUUCCAGAAUUCGAUAUGCCAGGACAUGCUCGUGCAGCGAUUAAGGCCAUGGAAAAAAGAUAUAACAAUUUAGUUAAAUCAGACCGAAAUGCAGAUGCAGAGGAAUAUCUUCUUCAUGACCCAACUGAUAAAUCAAAAUACUGGUCUGUCCAAUUCUUUGAUGAUAAUGCAGUUAGCCCUUGUAUAAACUCUACCUACAAGUUUUUAGGUCACGUGAUAGAUGAACUUAUAAAGUUGCACAAAGAUAUUCAACCAUUGAAAAUGUAUCAUUUUGGGGGUGAUGAAGUUGGAAAGGGUGCCUGGGUAAAUUCCUCAAAAUGUCAAGAACUGAGCACAGGUAAACGAGGAUUAAAUAUGGCGGCAUGGGAAGACGGUAUGAUGAAAGCUGGUAAACCAUUUAAUAUAAGUGAUCCAACAUCGAAGGAUUCGUAUGCCUAUAUUUGGAAUAAUAUUUGGGAAUGGGGAGGUGCUGCACAUGCCUACAACUUAGCUAAUGCUGGAUACAAAGUCAUAAUGUGUCAAGCAACUCAUCUUUAUUUUGACCACCCAUAUGAGCCCGACCCUGAGGAAAGAGGAUAUUACUGGGCUCCUAGAUUCACAGACACAAAGAAAACGUUUAGUUUUAUGCCUGACGAUGUGUACCAGAAUAUUGAUUUUACAAGAUUCGGUGACCCUCUUGAUCAAAAGACAUUCUGUAAAGAUGAAGAGACAUGUCCAACUUUAACGAAGCCUGAAAAUAUUAUUGGUAUGCAAGGUCAUUUAUGGAGUGAGACUGUAAGGACACCAGAGGAAUUGCAGUAUAUGAUAUUUCCACGAAUUCUUGCUAUUGGAGAGAGGGCAUGGCAUAAGGCUGACUGGGAGACAAUUAUGGACAAAACUGAGAGAGAUGUACAGAUUGAUAUGGAUUGGGCAAGAUUUUCAAAGUCUGUAGGAUUGAGAUAUUUGUUUCGAUUAGAAAGACUUGGAAUUAAAUAUAGGAUUUCACCUCCAGGUGGAACGUACGUAAACUUCGCUAUACUAUCAAAUUGUUAG
This is a messenger RNA of Lottia gigantea (owl limpet), 2427 nucleotides long. RefSeq lists its product as hypothetical. The coding region runs from base 1 to 2427 and encodes 808 amino acids. Gene Ontology annotation, biological process: carbohydrate metabolic process; glycosaminoglycan metabolic process; ganglioside catabolic process. Lineage: Eukaryota; Metazoa; Mollusca; Gastropoda; Lottiidae. The transcript is spliced from 9 exons. The record is from RefSeq and is a predicted model, not a curated record. Gene Ontology annotation, cellular component: membrane. Gene Ontology annotation, molecular function: beta-N-acetylhexosaminidase activity; polysaccharide binding.